Nannospalax galili (Upper Galilee mountains blind mole rat) is the source of this 1323-nucleotide messenger RNA. It is a transcript of the gene Prr15l, whose product is annotated as proline rich 15 like. The coding region runs from base 178 to 480 and encodes 100 amino acids. NCBI's taxonomy places the organism in Eukaryota, Metazoa, Chordata, Mammalia, Rodentia, Spalacidae. The record is from RefSeq and is a predicted model, not a curated record. The transcript is spliced from 2 exons.
ACCCACUUCUCCGGCUGAGUGUGGCCAGCACGACACCCUGGAGACACUCUCUCCUCUUUCAGUCUCAGCCUCCGGGGGAAGCUCCUACACUCAAUUACUUCUUUAGGGAAAGUCUCGCCUCCAACCCAGAGCAGUCUGGAUUACAGCAGGAAGCCCUGCCUGGGCCCAGGUACCACCAUGACUGAAGUUGGUUGGUGGAAGCUGACCUUUCUCCGGAAAAAGAAAUCCACUCCCAAAGUGCUCUAUGAGAUCCCUGACACCUAUAGCCAAAUGGAGGGAGUUGCAGAGCCCCCAGGGCCCGACGCCGAAGGCACCAACAGCGACUUCAACAGCCGCCUGGAGAAGAUUGUGGACAAGAACACGAAGGGCAAGCAUGUCAAAGUCUCCAAUUCAGGGCGCUUUAAGGAGAAGAAAAAAGUUCGGGCCAUGCUGGCGGAGAACCCCAGCCUCUUUGAUGACAGGGAGGACAAAGGACAGUGAAGGGGUGGGGGUGAGGAUGCUAGUACCUCCUGUGCCCUGCCAAUGGUGGGGUCUGAGACAGGAGCUUGCCACACUGACCUCUUGGGUCAUAGCUGAAGCCACGGGGGGACGGUGAAUACCUGCUGGCAGGAAACACCUGAUUCUUAGGUUUGUAUUUAUGUGCUCUGGCUUUAUGAAAGGCCUGGGAGAUCCUAGGGUCCUCCUUCUCCCCAUGAUCACAUACAAAAGCACUCCCAUUCAACAUGAAAACUGCCACUCCAAAGCACAGCUCUCCUUGGCACAGUGGCAGAGCUCCGGGCAGCAGCAUGUACGGGGAGCAUAGACAGGGAACCCAAUGGACUCUACCUUUUCCCUGGGUGCAGGGUUAAGGGUGAGUUUGACUUGCCACUCCCUCUACUUUCUCUACCUGUGACUGUUUCCUGGACCCAAUCCUAGGAGAGCACAUUUUCCAGAAACCAUGUGAUAGCACUGGUUUCUUUGGCGCCAGAGGAAAUGUUGAACUUGAGUUCACCUCUUAAUACAAGAAGUAAACUUCCUGGAACUUUGCUCCCAAGAAUGGAGUGGCAGAGGACAUAGGCACACCCCGGGGUACGACAGAAGACUAGAUCAGUGAUCACCCCCUGGGUUCCUGUCUUGGCCACCACUUGUGUGGGUGCCCAGUCAUAUACCCCCAAAGAGAAGCCUCACUGGCCCAAGGGUCCAAACUGGAGGAGUGGAUGGGAAACUGGAGCUAAAAGCAGUCCAUUACCUCCACUCCUUCCUCUAUAGUAUUUAAGAUGGAACAGCCCCAGAAGUGAAUCCUGGAGCCUUGAAUUUUAUUUGAAAAGUAAUGGUAGGUUUUUC